AUGGCCGAGGCCGGGCGGCUGUGCGGGCCGGCGGCGCCCACCCGGCUGCCGGCGGGCGGGACCUGCGGGCCCCGGUACAAGGAGAGUCUACCUUCCAAGUGUUUCACAAAGCACAGGCACAAGCUGACGUGUCCCACCUCCCUGAACAGCCUGCGGUGGACGUUUGUGAAGAAGGGACUGGAUGACUUCAGGAGGGGCUGCCCGUCUUGUGAGGGUCUGCUCAUUCGGGGUCCUCAGGAGGCCUUUCUCCCGCAGAUCCGUCACACAGCUCCCCAACCUGCCCCAAAGAAGAGGCAACACAGGCGGCCCAAGGAAGCAGCCCUGUUUCCCAAGCUGUCACCAGCGACGCGAGCGCGGAAGGCAUUCCUGGCAGAUGUUGAAGCCCAGCUGACCCCGCACCCUUUGGCUCUCUACCCUAAUCUGGGGGAAGACAUGCCUGUCGAGCUCUUAUUAAAGGUGCUGGAAGUGUUGGAUCCCGACAGGAAACUGGAGGACACAUGGGCUUAUUGUCAGGGCGUCAGGAAAAGAAAAAAGGAACCAGCCAAACUUUUAAAAAAGCAUUCUACCCAAGUCGACCUGGGACUUCCCAAGAAGACUCCCGUGUCACAUCCAGGUCAAUGGCUUUAUGAAGAAAAGAAGCCAACCGAAACAGAUUUGCUCCAUGAAGAUGGUCCUCUUUGUUAUGAAAAUGGAAGUUCAAACAUUGAUGAAGAGUUCAUCCUGAAACAGUUUGACAUUGACUAUCAGAGCAAACCAAGCCAUGAUGUGCUCCACACGAUGAGACUCAACCAGACUCCUCUAGAGCUAAAGAAGAGAGUGGGGUCAAAGAAACUGCAGGAGCCACAGUUUUUCCAGAAACUAGACUAUGAGCAGAAACACCAGAAACCACAGAAUCCUCAUAAACCAAAGUGUGUGAAGAUGAGGUAUGGAGCAUGGUAUCUGAACACCAAGUUGUGGAAAAGGCAAAGAGCAGAUGAACCUUUGGUUGACCCCAAGGUCUCAUGUAAAGCUCAAGAUGACAAUUUUAAAAAGGAGCUGCAGGAACAGGAGGAGUUACUUGCAGACCUUCAUGGAACCACUGCCUUUAAGGAUUUCAUUCUAAGCAGAGGCUACAGGAUGCCAAGUUUCCUUGAGAAGAUGUAUAUCAGGAAGGAACAUAAAUGUGAGUGUAAUAAGACUUCUGUAAAAUAA
Odobenus rosmarus divergens (Pacific walrus) is the source of this 1191-nucleotide messenger RNA. It is a transcript of the gene FAM47E, whose product is annotated as family with sequence similarity 47, member E. The transcript is spliced from 8 exons. Lineage: Eukaryota; Metazoa; Chordata; Mammalia; Carnivora; Odobenidae. Bases 1 to 1191 code for a protein of 396 amino acids. The record is from RefSeq and is a predicted model, not a curated record.